Balaenoptera ricei (Rice's whale) is the source of this 2520-nucleotide messenger RNA. It is a transcript of the gene KCNS3, whose product is annotated as potassium voltage-gated channel modifier subfamily S member 3. Gene Ontology annotation, cellular component: voltage-gated potassium channel complex; membrane. The transcript has 4 exons. Gene Ontology annotation, molecular function: voltage-gated potassium channel activity; protein binding. NCBI's taxonomy places the organism in Eukaryota, Metazoa, Chordata, Mammalia, Artiodactyla, Balaenopteridae. Gene Ontology annotation, biological process: protein homooligomerization; potassium ion transmembrane transport. The coding region runs from base 590 to 2065 and encodes 491 amino acids. The record is from RefSeq and is a predicted model, not a curated record.
CCGACGCGGGCCGCCCGGCUCUCCUCGCCGCCGCCGCCGCGGCGGGCGCAGGGCCGCGCGGAGACGCCUGAUCCCUGCAGCGCCGGCGGGCGGCGUCGCAGAGCGGAGCCAGCCAGAGGCGCCGGGACUCCCGCAGGAUCGGCUGUCAGGCCUCAGGAUGAUGAAAGAGUCCGAUAUGCCACUUAAUCUUCACCUUUUCCCUCUCAGUAUUGGAGGCAGUCAUCUUGUUCAUUUUUGAAGGCUGUAGUCAACCCACCAAGAAAUACAGCCAGGCUAGAGGGGAGUCCAAGGAUGCCGCAGAGGGUCUCCCUUUGUCCUAUGACGAGAGGAAUUAUGCAGAGGUGAGAGUGAUUUCCCAGUGACCGCUUUGGCCAGUACAACCAGAGAACAGGAUUCUUCUCUUCUUUUUGGCCACUAAAUGCCUCUGUGCACCACACUUUCCAGUGAAGGAGGAAGGGCGGAGCUUCUUGGAUGACGAUGGACAUUCCACGGGGCAGGAUGAGGGCAGAGUGUGUGACAUCAACACCGCAAGGGUCCAGCGUGAACUCCGUCUCCCUUCCCAGCCAGCUCUCCGCCGCCUGUAUCCACCAUGGUGUUUGGUGAGAUUUUCCAUCGCCCUGGACAAGACAAGGAACUUGUCAACUUGAACGUGGGGGGCUUUAAACAGUCCAUCGACCAGAGCACCCUCCUGCGCUUUCCUCACACCAGGCUCGGGAAGCUGAUCAGCUGCCACUCGGAAGAGGCCAUCCUGGAGCUGUGUGAUGACUACAGCGUGGCCGAUAAAGAGUACUAUUUCGAUCGGAACCCCUCCCUGUUCAGAUAUGUCCUGAAUUUUUAUUACACGGGGAAGCUACACGUCAUGGAGAAGCUGUGCGCGUUCUCGUUCUGCCAGGAGAUCGAGUACUGGGGCAUCGACGAGCUCUUCCUCGAUUCCUGCUGCAGGGACCGCUACCAGGAGUGCAAGGGGGAAAACCACGACAAGGGCUGGGACCAGAAAAGCAACAACGUGAGUGCCGACUCCUCGUUCGAAGAGUCGUCUCUGUUCGAGAAGGAGCUGGAGAAGUUUGACAAGCUGCGAUUCGGUCAGCUCCGGAAGAAGAUCUGGAUUCGCAUGGAAAACCCAGCCUACUGCCUGUCGGCCAAGCUCAUCGCCAUCUCCUCCCUGAGCGUGGUGCUGGCCUCCAUUGUGGCCAUGUGCGUCCACAGCAUGUCGGAGUUCCAGAACGAGGACGGGGAGGUGGACGACCCCGUGCUGGAAGGCGUCGAGAUCGCGUGCAUCGCUUGGUUCACCGUCGAGCUGGCCAUCCGGGUAGUUGCUGCUCCCUGUCAGAAGAAAUUCUGGAAAAACCCUCUGAACAUAAUCGACUUCGUCUCCAUUAUUCCCUUUUAUGCCACGUUGGCUGUAGACACCAAGAAGGAAGAGAGUGAGGACAUCGAAAACAUGGGCAAGGUGGUCCAGAUCCUCAGGCUUAUGAGGAUUUUCCGCAUCCUCAAGCUUGCCCGGCACUCGGUAGGACUUCGGUCUCUCGGUGCCACACUGAGGCAUAGCUACCACGAAGUUGGGCUGCUGCUUCUCUUCCUAUCGGUGGGCAUUUCCAUCUUUUCUGUGCUUAUCUACUCUGUGGAGAAAGAUGACCACACGUCCAGCCUCACCAGCAUCCCUGUCUGCUGGUGGUGGGCCACCAUCAGCAUGACAACCGUGGGCUACGGAGACACCCACCCAGUCACCUUGGCUGGGAAGCUUAUCGCCAGCACGUGCAUCAUCUGUGGCAUCUUGGUGGUGGCCCUUCCCAUCACCAUUAUCUUCAACAAGUUUUCCAAGUACUACCAGAAACAAAAGGACAUCGAUGUGGACAAGUGUAGUGAGGGCCCACCAGAGAAGUGUCAUGAGCUCCCUUACUUUAACAUUAGGGACAUUUAUGCCCAGCGGAUGCAUGCCUUCAUCACCAGUCUCUCUUCUGUGGGCAUCGUGGUGAGUGACCCCGAUGCCACAGACGCUUCAAGCAUCGAAGACAACGAGGAUGUUUAUAACAUGGCAUCCUUGGAGAAUUGCACGGCAAAAUGAGCCGGGACGUUUGUGCCUGUACCUCGUGUCCCUUACCGAUGUUAGGUUAACACAGCUUUAUAAACCUCAGUGGGUUCGUUAAAAUCAUUUAAUUCUCAGGGUGUACUUUUCAGCCAUAGUUGGACAUUUCAUUGCUCUGAAAUGAUAGAAACGUCUUUAUUUUUUUCAGUGAGGCGAAUUAAAUGCCUUGCUCUGAAAUUUAUUCUUUACAAGAGAGAGUUGUGAUACGAUUUUUGAAAAACAAAAGGUAGAUGGUAUUGGGUGGGAUUUCUUGCUACGGCUUACGUAUCAUUCUGUGUUUAUCCUUUACUCACAUUGAGCUAACUGUCAAUUACUGACAAGUAGAAUCAAAGGCCCAGCUGACUGAAGACUACAUGCAUGUAAGAUCCACAAAAUGAGACGAUGCAUGUCAAUCCAUGUUCACGUUCUAAACAUGGAUAUUAGGAGCCUAAUAA